This is a messenger RNA of Mirounga angustirostris (Northern elephant seal), 920 nucleotides long. RefSeq names its product chromosome unknown C6orf120 homolog (gene CUNH6orf120). The record is from RefSeq and is a predicted model, not a curated record. The transcript is spliced from 2 exons. The coding region runs from base 133 to 687 and encodes 184 amino acids. NCBI's taxonomy places the organism in Eukaryota, Metazoa, Chordata, Mammalia, Carnivora, Phocidae.
ACUUCCGGGCGCCGCCUCAUUUCCGGCUGCUCUGGCGCGGCGGGCCGUCCCCGGCCCGGAUGGUCCAGACGCGGCGCCCGGCGGGGAGCGGCGGACGUCCGCAGGGCAGCAGGGGAGCGGCGGGCGGCGGGCAUGGCCGCCGCCUGGAGGCGCGCGCUGCUGGUCCUGCUGGCCUCGCACGUGGUGUCCGCGGCGAGCCCCUCGGACGAGGACGAAGUGCCCGAGGAGUGGCUCCUCCUGCACGUUGUGCAGGGCCAGAUAGGAGCCGGGAAUUACAGCUACUUGAGGUUGAAUCACGAGGGCAAGAUUGUUCUUAGGAUGCAGAGCUUGAAGGGAGACGCGGACCUGUACGUGUCGGACAGCACCCUGCACCCGAGCUUCGACGACUACGAGCUCCAGUCCGUCACGUGCGGCCAGGACGUGGUGUCCAUCCCCGCGCACUUCCAGCGCCCCGUGGGCAUCGGCAUCUACGGGCACCCGUCCCACCAUGAGAGCGAGUUCGAGAUGAAAGUGUACUUCGACCGCAGGAUCGAGCAGUCCCCGUUUGCCGAGGUCGCGGUCUUCGAUGGCAGGGACCCGGCGCACAGGCACGCCCACGCCCCCGAGGACGCGCCCCAGGAGGAGGAGUCCGUGCUCUGGACCAUACUCAUUAGUAUUCUGAAGCUGGUCCUCGAAAUCCUGUUCUGAUUCACUGAACAUGCUCUGGAACCUGGGAAGUUGAUUGCAGUUCUCUGAAUCCAGCUACCCUGGUCUGCUGGAAAUUCUGGUUACUUCUAACUGGGGGGUGGAAAAAUAAAGCCAUACAGUUUUGUUACCUCAUAUACCCGAAAAGUAGGGAAAGCAGCAAGAACCAUGUUUUUCUCCUCCAAAUGUCAAAAUUCCUGUAAAAGGAAUACGCACAAUAAAAUGUUUAAACUCCA